Poeciliopsis prolifica (blackstripe livebearer) is the source of this 4242-nucleotide messenger RNA. RefSeq names its product sal-like protein 1. NCBI's taxonomy places the organism in Eukaryota, Metazoa, Chordata, Actinopteri, Cyprinodontiformes, Poeciliidae. Gene Ontology annotation, molecular function: DNA-binding transcription factor activity; RNA polymerase II cis-regulatory region sequence-specific DNA binding. Gene Ontology annotation, biological process: regulation of transcription by RNA polymerase II. The record is from RefSeq and is a predicted model, not a curated record. The transcript has 4 exons. The coding region runs from base 317 to 2638 and encodes 773 amino acids.
CCUAACCCUGUUGUUCAGAAGAAUCUGCGUCUUUCUUCCACGUCUUACGGUACUUUUCAUGUCAUCACUUCCGUAAAACGAGGGCUUGCGAUGUUUAUGUCUUCGUAUGGCACCAAUUAACUGUUGCUAGCUUAAAAUCUGGCUUCAUAAACACCACAAACAGAGCAAAUGGAAAGAGAUGCAGCGUGUGAGCGCUCAGCGGGCCUAACUAACUGUCUGCUAGCGCCAGCAGGAGACCCGCGGAACCCCGACGCUUCCUCCGCCCUCCGGGUUGUUUAAAGUUUAGACUGAUCUUUCGGGGACUGGCUGGUUCAUCAUGUUGAACGGCGUGGCUCUGCGCUCCCAGAUCGCCUCCGUGGUUGAUGCCCUGGCCAAAGCAGCUGUGGCGGAGAUCUUCAAAGUUGUGGAGGACGGCAUGGUGGUGCUGCGGCUGGAGAUGUGCCAGCGGGAGGAUGAGAUCGAGAGGCUGAAGAGCAGCGUGGAGGUCCUGCACGGGGAGCUGCGGGCGGCGCGGCAGGCGGAGACCCACCGGCUGGAGACCCACCGGCUGGAGCACCGCGGAGGAGACGAAAGUCAGAGGGGUGUUGGAGAUGAGAAGAUCUUGGUUGAGAAGGUUCCCUCUGUUGAAAACCACAGCAUGUCAUCUGUACCUGAAGCACAAAAUAAAGGUGAACUUGUGAAGGAGGGAAACGAGGACAGCAGAGGACGGCUGGACAGGCCAGUUGAAGGGUCUCUGUAUGGAGGCGGGCAGUGGAGGUCAGGGGUGCCGAAGGAGGCUGGAGGCAGCAGCUCUGAUUACUUAACUCUGGGUCAAAACUCCUUGUCGUGUCUCUCCGAGCCGUCGUUGGAUGGCGGGCUCGUUCUGUCCUGCGGCAGCUCCGGUGGGUUUCCACAGAGCCCCUUCAGCCGCGGCCUGCUGGGAUACAACCAGUACAGGAACACGGUGCGCAGGCGGACGGCGAAGAGGCUGAUGUUCAAGAAAGGUUUCAUCUGUCCGUACUGCGGCAAGUGCUUCGAGCGAGCCGGACACCUGGAGAGACACAAGAGGAUUCACACGGGCGAGAAACCGUACCGCUGCGAGAUCUGCGGCCGGCGGUUCAACCAGAAGUGCAGCCUUAAGGAGCACAUGAAGAUUCACAGGAGAGGUCUUCAGACGAGACCAGGAGAAGUCCAGAUGAGCCAACAAAUCCCAGUCCCACAGGUGAAUCCAUGUGUGGAACAGCAUCGGCCUGAAGAGGUCAGCCAGGUGAAGGCCGUUGAUAACCAAACAAAGUCUGAAGAAGUUCUGCCAUCAUCCGUUCAGGUAAAAUCUGAGCCGGUCGAGGAAAAUAUUACACAACCGCAGCUGCAUGUGGAAAACAAUCAGGCAACAAACAGAGCUGACAACAUGGGUGAAAACGUGGAUCCAGGCAGCCAACUGUGGGCAUCCAGGUUACAGAACAAUCCGACUGAGUUUCUAAACAGCUCGUCGCAGAACAUGUCUUCCUUCCCUGCCAUUACUCAGUUACUCCAGCCAGCAGAGGAAACUUCUUAUAGCAACUUCUCUGUCCGAGGAAAAAUGUAUGGGCAGCUGAAAACCUCCACCGUCCCUCAGACGCCUUAUGGGUGUUCAGGGUCGGUCAUCAUCUCCAGUAACCCCGACUUGCAAGACGCGACAGAGGCCUCGAACCACCUCAGAGAGAGGAAAAACCGGCCGUUUCGAGUUCUGAAACCAAAGAAAUGCUUUGUCUGCACCUACUGCGGGAAAGUGUUUGAGCGAGCCGGACACCUGGAGAGACACCUGCGGAUUCAUACCGGGGAGAAACCGUACGGCUGCCAUAUCUGCGGGAGGUGCUUCAACCAGAAGAGCAGCCUUAAAGGUCACAUGAAGACUCACAGAAACGGGACGACAACAGACUUGCUGGAGGCCCAUCACCUGAUGUUCUCGGUGUCCGACAACCAGCUGAUGGAGAGUUACAUGGAAACCAGUAACGGAGCAACAGCUGCGGACGAGCCGUUUCCCGCCCCGGCGUACGCUCACUCCAUUAAAGAGGAGCCGCUGGCGGUGAAGCUGGAGCCCAGCGACGAGAACUUCCUCUCCGUGUCUCAGGUGGGGACGGACAACAGAGCAGCAGCAGCCGACAAAAGUUUGCUGUGGACGUCUGCAGUGGAGGAAAGCAUCGACAGCCCAGAUCAACCAGUCUGUGUCCUUUUACAAGAUGUGAAGUACCACCUCGGUUCUCCAGCAGGGGGAGCCAGUGAGCAGCAGGGCUUCACCUCAAAGGAUUUGGCUUUUAUAGACAACAAAGCGAAGGAGGAUCCGUUUUUAGCCGUGGGAUUGCAGCAAAGGACUUCAAAUCUAAGUCACAAUCCAGCUGGAAGGGAUUUCUGCUCGGAGAGCAGCGACGGCGUGAACCAAGACGGCGUCUAUGAGUUUACCCUGAGAGCGUCGGACAGCUUCGAGGAGAGCUGCAGCGCUGACCCCGCCAGACAGAACUACAUCUGCUCCAGCUGUGGGCAAAGCUUUGACAGUUUCCAUAUUUUCCAGGAGCAUCAGUGUGAGAAACUCCCAGAGCAGCCGUUAAGCUGCGAGAUGUGUGGAAAAACUUUCAACCAGCUGAGCAUCCUGAAGCUGCACCUUAAGCUACAUGCUAAAUAAAUGUGCCAGUUUUAUAUUCGGUACAUUUUCACUGUCUUUCACCAUUUUUAGCUUUUGUCUUUUUAGAAAAAAAAGACAAAACGUUAAUUUUACUUGUGUUAGCUACAUUUUUGUCACUUUAACUGUAUUUUUUGUUAGAAAGAAAAAUAAAAGAAAACAGAAUUAUUAAUACUUCCUGUUUACCAACAUCAUUUCUGUUUUUUGUCUGUUGGUAUCAUUAAGAAUAAAAACAUUUUAUUUACAAGAAACCUUCUGGAAAUGUAGAGCUUUGGUGAAACAAAAUCAGACUUGAAUCAUCUGCUUAUUUCUUGAGACCAUAUUCCUAAAAUAAUUAUGAAAAAAUUCAUAUUUCCUGAAAUAUGAGCCCAUUGCACAGCUGUGACAAAAGAAAGUACAUCUUCUCUCAACCUUGGAACCUAAUGUAAAAGGGCAUAAUAAAAAAUUUUAUUUUUUCAAAACAAACAUGAGAGUCGAGCGCUAGAGACAAAGACAAAAGAGAAAUCAUACAAACUCUAAAAUCUGAUGCUGCUACAUUUUUAUUUGCAUUUUCUAAAAAAGGAACUUGCGUUAAGUGUCUUCUUUGUUCACCUUCACCCUCCAUUACCAUUAUGUGAGUGUGUGCAUUUUUCUACACUUUUUUGUUUUGGCUUCAUCUUUGUUUAUUAAAUACUAACAAUACAGAAUAUGUGUUAUUAUUAGUUUAGGUUAUGUUUAAACUAUUUUAAUACAUGAAACUAACCGGAUUGUCCAGAUAUUUAAAACCUUGGGAGUGUGUAAUUUAAUUUACAAUGAAAUCAAAUCAGUGUUUGCAUUGUUGAAAACACAGUGAAGCCCAUUUCUGCUGAAUCAGGUUUUCCCAUAUUUUAACUGGUGUUGAAAUAAGUAUUAUAAACAUUAAAGGUAAAAAAAAAACGUUAUUCAAGUUACCUUCUGGUGAAAGUCUGUCCAACUCAGAAAAGCAGAUGAAACAGUUUGUCUUACUUUAUUCAGUAAAUGUGUACUAAGGCUGCUAAAUUCGUUUCAAUGGAAACAUCACGUAACCUGUAAUAACAGAAAAGUAAGAUUAUGUUUUAAGGCGUCAAUCAAUGUGAAAAUGAAGACUAAAUGCUGUUUCUUAACUGUGGAGAUAUUUUGUAUGCAAAUGGCAUGAAUACAGCAUUAUAUUUACACUUUGCACAUUUUAAUGUUUUCUCACCAGAAUUCUGACUUUAAUUUCAGAAUCAUGAGAUUAAUUCUGCCAGAAUUCUGUCAAAAAAAGUCCAAAUUUUGAGAUUGAACUUUGAUCAAACAAACAAAAUUUGGCCUGACUGAUAUGAAAAAUCUUUUUUUGUUAUGGUUUGUUAGUUAAAGUUGUUAUUUUCUGGUAAAAUAAAGGUACAUAACUUAUUUAAACAGCAACAGAUUCCAUAGUCUUUAGUGUUAUUAUCUCUUAUAACUGUAAUGCUUCCUCAUUUCUUAUCUUAUAUUUUGUAAACAUCUGUUCACAUCAGUUACUGUCUUUACAUGGCAGCGACAAUGAUAAUCAUUUGUGUUGGUUGAAUAUGUUGAGUAUACUUAUGGUAACUUCUGUGUCUUUUUGUAUUUUUUAAAUAAACAUCAGAUGA